This is a messenger RNA of Psammomys obesus (fat sand rat), 1095 nucleotides long. It is a transcript of the gene Nudt5, whose product is annotated as nudix hydrolase 5. The record is from RefSeq and is a predicted model, not a curated record. NCBI's taxonomy places the organism in Eukaryota, Metazoa, Chordata, Mammalia, Rodentia, Muridae. The coding region runs from base 221 to 880 and encodes 219 amino acids. Gene Ontology annotation, biological process: nucleoside phosphate metabolic process; ribose phosphate metabolic process. The transcript has 10 exons. Gene Ontology annotation, molecular function: ADP-ribose diphosphatase activity. Gene Ontology annotation, cellular component: nucleus.
CCGUAAAAGCCUGGAGGCGCUAGAAGCUAAAGUAAAGGUGGGGAGGACGCUUAGUAUGACCGCACAGACGCGCGAGACACCGAAACGGCUCGAGUCCGGAGAGAGGGGUCAUGAAAGUGUAGGAUUUUAGGGGGCCUACGACGGCGCUUUCGUCCAUCUGCACUUCAACCCGGAAGCACGAACUUUCCAACUGAGGACUGUGGAGACCAACUAGGUUGAAAUGGAGAACCAAGAAUCAACAGAUUCUUCUCAGAACGCUAAACAGCACAUUAUUUCAGAGGAGUUGAUUUCAGAAGGAAAAUGGGUCAAAUUUGAAAAAACAACUUAUAUGGAUCCAACCGGUAAAACUAGAACUUGGGAAACUGUGAAACUUACAACCAGGAAGGGAAAAUCUGCUGAUGCUGUGUCCAUCAUCCCGGUGCUGCAGAGAACUCUUCAUUAUGAGUGUAUUGUUCUGGUGAAACAGUUCCGGCCCCCGAUGGGUGGCUACUGCCUGGAGUUCCCAGCAGGGCUCAUCGAAGACGGUGAGAGCCCUGAAGCAGCUGCCCUUCGGGAGCUGGAGGAAGAAACUGGCUACAAAGGUGAUGUUGCAGAAUGUUCUCCAGCUGUGUGUAUGGAUCCAGGCUUGUCAAAUUGCACCACACAUGUUGUGACAGUGACCAUCAAUGGAGAUGAUGCAGGGAAUGUUAGGCCAAAGCCCAAACCAGGGGAUGGAGAAUUUGUGGACGUGAUUUCUUUACCAAAGAAUGAUCUGCUGGCUAGACUUGACGCUUUGGUAGCAGAAGAACAUCUAACAGUGGAUGCCAGGGUCUACGCCUAUGCUCUGGCACUGAAACAUGCGAACUCGAAGCCAUUCGAAGUGCCUUUCCUCAAAUUUUAAGGCCAAGGAGGACACUGGCCAUGUUUUAUAAAUGAGACCAUAAGGCCUUUACUUACUAUUCGGUGUAUUCACUUAGGUUUAAUGUAGAUUGAAAAUCAGCUUUUUCAUAAAAUAAAAGCAGCACAGACCAUGUGGUAUGGAAUUAUAAUUACAGAGAGGAUGUAUGCAACCUUCAUUUUAAAUUUGUUUAAUAUUCAUAAAAAUGAACAUAAAUA